Messenger RNA from Nematostella vectensis (starlet sea anemone), 3067 nucleotides. RefSeq lists its product as uncharacterized. NCBI's taxonomy places the organism in Eukaryota, Metazoa, Cnidaria, Anthozoa, Actiniaria, Edwardsiidae. The record is from RefSeq and is a predicted model, not a curated record. Bases 1683 to 2351 code for a protein of 222 amino acids. The transcript is spliced from 2 exons.
UGUAAACACAUAGUACCUACCGAAGAGAGCACCGCUUUAUCUUAUCAUUUCCAAGUUUUCGUAUUUCGAGCUGGAUUCUGGUCGUUUCCAUUCAACAACCAAACUCGUAGUUAUCUAUUUCUAUGCUUCUCUUCAAGUGUCUGAACUCAUAUAUAACUGACAUUCAUAGAUUGACAUUAUCGUUAUUAUUGUUAUUGGGUUCCCUGUGGACAUGAUGUCACGUGAUUGAUGAGCCCACGAGGGAUUUGUUCAGUUCAUUAAAAAACCCAUUCAGACAAGCACUCUUUCCGAAGUUUUAAUCGUAGUUUUAAUCCCCCAACACGCCGAUACAUUGGUGCCGUGACCAGGAUGGAGGAGCUGCAACGUCUAAUUGCCUCUCGGCGAGGCCACAGGAGUCAUCUUACGAAGUUAAUGAAAAAAUCCGAGGAGGUUUUUAACAAAGAUGGCGGGUUUACCGAACUAGAACUCGCAUCGGCGAAAAACACAACGCAACAGACUUAGAUGAGAUCCUAGCCCCGAAAAUUGAGAAGCCUGAAGAUUUGGAGGAGGAAAUAAUGGAAACGGAGGAAAUCCAGAAAGGAAUCACAGAUAUGAUUGCAAAGCUAAGUGUAAUCAUUAACAAUAACAAUGUACCGAGUGUUAAUACUCCCUCCCCCGUCGUUCCGCCGUCUGUCGCUUCAACAUCCUCUCCCCAAAGCGCUUCUUCCAUGUCUCAAAAUCCAACCAAUAUAGAUCCAACCCAAGUCGUGCCACCCUCAAACACAACUCAAGUUUUCCCGCCCCCAAACAUUACUCACCCCAACAAUCAGCCUUUUAUUCCCCAAGCAAGUAACUUCAACUCCUAUAGCACACGUCUCCCAAAGCUGAACUUGCCCGUUUUUAGUGGGGACCCGUUGGAGUGGAUGACCUUCUGGGAUUCCUUUAAUGUAGCUGUUCACAGCAAGUCUGGCUUGGCUGAUGUAGACAAGUUUAAUUACCUAAAGGCCCAGGUUUCAGGGGAGGCAGAGCAAGCAAUUGGGGGCUACCUAAUUUCAGGGGAUAAUUAUGUGAAGGCACUGGCCACUCUCAAGGAACGUUUUGGGCAAACACACUCAUGCUCAUAUGACUGCCCUAUUAGAUCUGCAAUAUCCCAAAAGCAAUCUUGAGAGCUUGCGCCCCUUUUGUGAUGCAUUGGAAACCAAUAUAAGGGCACUAGAAGCCCUUGGCAAGUCCCAAGACUCCUUUGGGGAACUCCUUAUUCCUGUUAUUUUAGGAAAGCUCCCUAAUGAAACCAAGCGCAACCUAGCCAGGAUACAACAAGGGGGGGGGACUGGACCAUACAAGGUCUGAGGGAAGCUCUUAAGCAUGAGCUUAUGGUUUUAGAAGCAGGAUCCCCCCUCCUUUCGAAAUCUACACCCACAGCCUCAUUCUUUACUGGGGUAAAGGGGCCUCAUCCCCAGGGGAAAGGCAAACCCAAGGUCAUUCAGUGCGUUUACUGUAAAGGGAAGCACAGUACAGAUAACUGCGCCACCGUUUCUGACCCUAAGGCAAGGAAGGACAUGGUUGUCAAGCUGAGGCUCUGUUGUAAUUGACUUUCAUCCUCCCAUAUCAGCUCCAAAUGCACCUCGAAGUUUCGCUGCCGUCAAUGCGGAGCCCACCAAGAAGAUGAAUUUGAUCUACAGCAAUUUUGGUCCCUAGAGUCAAUGGGCAUAUCACCCGAUGCUGACCCCCCUGAGAAGAACUUCUUGACUAAUUACCAGGCCACCUCGAUCACUAGAGACGAAGACGGCACAUACAUUGCUGGGUUUCAAUGGAAGGAAGAGCACGCCCCUCUCCCAACUAACUUCAGUAUCUGCGAGAGACGCACAAGGGCUACCGCACGACGACUUCACCAGACACCAGAUUUGAUGAAGAGUUAUGACGACAUCAUCAAGGAACAAGAGGCCAGAGGGUUCAUUGAGAAGGUUAGCAACCCUGACCCGUCUGACCACGCCCACCACACACCCCACCACCAUGUAAAAAAGGAGUCAUCGACCACGCCCAUUCCUAUUGUCUUCGAUUGUAGUUGUCACCAGACCCCCUCGACCCCAAGUCUGAACGACUGCCUAGAGGUCGGUUCACCUUACCUAGCAGACAUGGGCUCGAUUUUAGUGCGGUUUCGCGCCCACCCUAUUGCAAUUUCUACUGAUAUAGAAAAAGCUUUCCUCCAUGCACGUCUCAGCGAAGCUGACCGCGACAUGACCCGGUUCCUAUGGCUCUCCGAUCCCAGUUGCCCCGAAAGUGAGUUCCAGACCUACCGUUUCAAGUCGGUCCUUUUCGGCUCUGCGAGCUCCCCCUUUAUGCUGAAUGCUGUCCUUCAAAACACACCUUGAUAAUCAUAAGACACCAGUCACACAGGACAUCAGGGACAAUCUCUAUGUUGACAACAUCAUCACCGGCUGUGAAACACAUCAAGAGGCCCUGAGUUACUAUAACGAAUCAAGAAGUGUCAUGACUGAAGCCAAGUUCAACUUACGGUCUUGGGCAUCCAAUAGCCAACCCCUUCUCGAUCGUGCUGCCCUUGAUGGAGUGAAUGAUGCCAACUCAUUGGCUCAUAUGAAAAGCGAACAAGCGAAUCGAUUCCUUGGAAAUACGGAAUAGUAAGUUAGUAGUAGAGUUAGAUUGGCACUCGGUGUUUUUGAAUAUUUUCAAGGAUUCGAUUCGGUUGUCCGCUUGUCAUGUAAGACAUCAAGUUGGACUGACCUCAUAUACGCAAAAUGGAGUGGUUUGCAACUACAGUUUUUUAGAAUGCGUACCAAACCCUGCGUACCAAAACUGCGAUUUUAUUUGUGCACGUGCGUCGGGCCUCGCCGAUUAUUAAUAUCCUAUUUUUUAUUUCAGAAUUUGCAAACUAGAAACCUUGGUGAUUAUAUUCACCAAAGGUCAGAUCGAUCACAAGCUUUGAACUGGCUUCUAAACAAGCUUUAAAAACAAUUACCCGCGAGGGGCCUUAAGUUGCUUUGAUGAUCGCGAAAAAAAUACAUUUAUUUUAUCUUUAAAUUUUUCUUUUGAUAGUUUUAAAGUGCAAUUAUUAAAAACAUCACAAGUA